AUGAAGUUCAAAGUAAAAAUAUUAUUAUUAACGAUAUUAGUGGGUUGCACCAUCACCGCCGUAUAUGGCGAUAAUGAAGAUCCCACCUUGGAGACAAGUGCAGACAAUAUUAGUGCCGCCUCCAAUGACCCAACCACAUCCAAUGAAGAAAUCUAUGAACCCGAACUGAUACAACAACAGGUUGAAGAGGCUCAACGUAUACUCCACGAUUUAGAUAUGGAAAUGGAAACAGAGACAGAAAUCUCGAUGAAGACGGUGCGUAAUAUUUCCGAUAAUCAAUUGAAUUCGGGUUAUGCAUCUUCUUCGUCAUCGUCGUCCUCCACCUCCUCUGAGGAUAUUCCCAUAUCCAAACAAAAGGAUGACGAUUAUGUGAAUGAUUCACAAUUGUCUAAAGAAGAUAAGCAGGAUGAAGAUCAGGAUCUACUACAUGUAAAUAAAUCUCGUAUGGGUCGUCUACUACCCAAUCCAACAUCUGGGACCAACUCACCAGCACCUCCCACCCACAUUCCAGACUAUAUACGCCAAAUGAAACCCAGUGAUGAAGAUGAAGACAAUAAUUCUCAAGAAGCUGCAAAUCUCUCCCUUGCCGAUUAUACCGAUGACACCAUCAGUAACAACAACAGCGAACCUCAACAUCUAAGAAGUUCGGGCCAACAACCCAGCAUCGAUUAUGAUGAGCCAACGCCACAGGCCAAAGAAAAUGAGGACAUUGUCCCCCUGGCGAUGCGUUACUAUGACGGAGAAACCAAUCAAGAGGUGACAGCAGCUGCUUUGCAUGACAACAACAAUAAUAACAAUACCAACAAUGACAGCAACGAUGACGAUGAUGACUAUCACGAAAGUGCUGGUGAAACCAAUCGCCUAAACAAUGAACCCAUACCCAUGCCCCAGGUCCAACCACAACAACAAUGGCCAGUGCCACAACAAAGAUCAUUUGCAUUACCCACAAAUAAUGAGGCCUCAGUACCACCACCACCACCACCAUCCUCUGCACAGAAUAGUUCGGAAGAAUAUUAUGAUGAGGAAGUGUCAUCCCGUGAAGAUGAAUUGAUGGUAACCACAACGGCUGCCGGAGCAGCAGCCAUAACGCCCACCAGUCAAACAAAUAGCGAACCUCGUCCAACAAUGGUAAUACUUGCUGCCGGUUUCCCCCUGGCCUAUCAACCGACCACAAGUGCUCCAGUACCACAACGCUCCAAUAACCAAACACCACCACCAGCACUAAUGACACCCGCAUCACCAACUUUUGGGCCAACAACACCACCAUAUCCACUAAUUGCCUCUGCCAUGGCGGCUGCAGCAGCUGCUGCCUUACCCACCACCGGUGACAAAAAAGGCAAACAAAUACCCAUUGUAGCCACGACAACAACAAAAACAACGGCGACUACAACGACGUCGACAACAACAUCAAAAACCCUUCCCCCACCGCCUCCUCCCCCCAUUGUACCCGCCAUACCGACCACCAUUAAGACCAUUAAUGCGGUAGCCGGCACCAGUCGACGUCACUUGUUGCCACACGAACAAUUGCGUAACUACAUCGAAGAUGCCUACAUUCGGAUGCCACUUGCGGUUAUUGUCGAUCCAUCGUCGGAAUCAUUGGAAAAGACGAAGGCCUUGUGGAAUGAGGCAUUGCGUGCAAAUUUAAAUAUCAAAAUUAUUUUGGUUACAUUGAAUGAAUCGGAUAUCCCAGCGGCAUUUAAUUUCAACAACUCCCGACAAUUUCUCACCGGUUUGAAUAGCAUCAAAGAGCAUGAGGGUGGUGAUGCCUUCCGUGGCAUAUCCCACGCUGCCGAAUUGGUACCCUACGACAGUGCCGUAUUCAUAUCGACAGCAACAUUGGCCAAUCAUACGGAUCAAGUGCAUGAUGCAGCCAUAACAUUGUUGAAAAAGAGAAUAAGGCUCUAUCUCAUUUGGUUCGGUGAACGUUCGCUAAGCGAAAAUGAAACCCAAGAAACGGUUGGAGGUAUUUUGGGUGAGGUAGCCAUACGUUCAGGCGGUGAAGUCUUGCACAUUGUGGGCAAUGAAAAUUCCAUGGAAUUGGAGGGUAGUACGCUCACAAUUGUAGCGGAUGCCUUGCGUGGUUCCCAGGAGCUGGAUGUACCCGUUGAUACCACACUAUCCAGUUUACAUGUGAAAAUUGACAAACUGAUGCGAAGGGCGGUAUUGGAAACGCCCAAUGGCGAUAUAAAUUUAAAGAAAUUGGUAAAAUUGAAAAUCCCCUUUAUGAUAACACCCGAAGAUGAUAAUCGUUUGGAUGCCUUUGUACCGUUGACGAAAUUACGCAAAGCUUCGGUAUAUAAAUUGAAAAUAAUACCGGAAAAUUUGACCGAUGAAUAUACCGUAUUUAUACGCGGUGAACGUAAAGCCGACACGUUUUUGGACGAUGUCAUCAAACACUUUGAAACCUAUCUCUACGAAGGUCACACUCUCUAUCCGGCCCGUUUGCGUAAUAGUAAAAUACAAAGUAUUACAUCGGGUCUGACAAUUGCUAAAGUUCCGACACAUGGCAGUUUACGUUUUCCCGAUGAUAAGGAAAUGAAAAAUGAACCCAAGACCCAAGUUGAAACGUUUUCAUCGACAGAAAUUCAUCAUAACACCCAAGCUGAAAUAUUGCCCGUAAAUGCUAGCAGUACUGCUAGCAUUCCGGCACAAAAUGCAGUGUUAAAUCCUCGAACUACGAAUGUGUUGCAGAGAACAAAUACGAAAAUUGAAAUGGGUAUUCAUUCACAAGUUUUGAUAUCGGCCGGAAUGAUGGGUCAGCUAUAUUUUGAAGUAACCAAUACGGGGUGUGAUAGUAUCCUCUAUAAUAUUCAGGUGGUGGAUGAAAAGCGUUAUCUGAUGCGAUUGGCACCACAGAGCCUUUUCCUAAGUCCAGGUCAAAUGGCCACCGUCACAGUAACCGUGUUGGCACCCCAAGGUACUGAGGCAGGUACUGUGGAUCACAUAACAUUUUCGACAACUGGGGUGGGACAAACCACAUCCUUAUCAUUGAAUCUUAAAGUUGUCACCGCAUCGGAUAUACAGGACAACUCUGCACCCGAGCUCUCUUGGACCUUUGGCAGCCGCUGUGAUGGUAUCUCCACGUCGGAUGCCACCGAAUGUAGCGAACGUUUUUGGAGUUUAUAUGUAACGGCGCGGGAUUGGCAAACGGGUGUUAUGCGAUUGCAGUCAACCCCUACUGGAGGUCUAAUGUACACCAACUCCUAUGUGAUUGGCAGCAAUGAACCGUUGAAGGCUACCUAUAUAGCAAGUUGUUGUGAACCCAAAGUUAGCCUUGUGGCUUAUGAUGUUGUCGGUAAUCAAAAAUCCUAUAGCAUUGAUGUACGAGAUUUGGUCUUGAAUGAAGCUUCGAUUGCGGCAAUCACCUUGGGUGUCAUUCUGCUACUGAUUUUAUUAAUAUUGAUCAUUUGGGCUAUUGUGUGGUGUUGUCGUCGCCGUAAGAUUGUUUUGGAUAUGCCCACCUAUCGUUCACAUUCUACACGUAGUAUGGAAUAG
Musca vetustissima is the source of this 3495-nucleotide messenger RNA. RefSeq lists its product as uncharacterized. The coding region runs from base 1 to 3495 and encodes 1164 amino acids. The record is from RefSeq and is a predicted model, not a curated record. The transcript is spliced from 8 exons. NCBI's taxonomy places the organism in Eukaryota, Metazoa, Arthropoda, Insecta, Diptera, Muscidae.